Orussus abietinus is the source of this 757-nucleotide messenger RNA. RefSeq names its product V-type proton ATPase subunit e 2. The record is from RefSeq and is a predicted model, not a curated record. Gene Ontology annotation, cellular component: proton-transporting V-type ATPase, V0 domain; plasma membrane proton-transporting V-type ATPase complex. Bases 138 to 392 code for a protein of 84 amino acids. The transcript is spliced from 4 exons. Gene Ontology annotation, biological process: proton transmembrane transport. Gene Ontology annotation, molecular function: proton-transporting ATPase activity, rotational mechanism. NCBI's taxonomy places the organism in Eukaryota, Metazoa, Arthropoda, Insecta, Hymenoptera, Orussidae.
UCCUUGCCGUCACAAGGAUCAUGUGAUUCGUCUCUUCAAUAAUCAGGGACAGCCAGGGACCGUCUGGUCGAAUCAUCUGUGAAUACAUAUAAAACACUUUGUUUUCGUUUGCAAAGUGAUUUAUUAGAAGAACAGAAAUGGGAGCGUCUGCUGCACCGGUCCUUAUUUUCUCAAUAUUGUGGGGCGUGGUUGGAAUCGUCUUACCGUUCUUCGUUCCAAAAGGUCCUAACCGGGGAAUCCUUCAAGCUAUUUUGAUGUUGACGGCAUUUACUUGUUGGUUGUUCUGGUUAUGUUGUUACAUGGCGCAAAUGAAUCCAUUGAUUGGACCUAAGCUGCCCAAUACAACUAUUCUUAUAAUGGCUCGCGAAUGGGGCAAUCCAAUUGAGACGUAAAUUCCAUUAUUUACAAUUCUGUUUGUAAAUAUUUUGUCUAUUCAUGAGGUAAUACUUCCUCGAGCUAUAGGAGCCCCUGCAAAGCAGCAUCCUUACAUGUGGUAUACAACUGUAAUUCAUUUAUGUAUAAUACGAAUGUAGCAACGGCAAUGUGAUUAAUUCACCCCGCUGUAUCGACUACUCGUUCAUCUGUAUUUUUCUUUUGCAACGAGAUGGAUCCAUGUCGGGCGUGUUAACGGAGGCCUCAAAAUAUUUAUUCUAGCAGCAGGACUCAGUAUUACAUUCUGGAAAGCGUUAUGUUUAAUUUAGGAAUCAUAUCGAGUACUUCACAAUAAAUAUUUUUCUCUCGAGUAGAACUUCCCUUA